This is a messenger RNA of Nakaseomyces glabratus, 981 nucleotides long. It is a transcript of the gene VAM7, whose product is annotated as Vam7p. Gene Ontology annotation, cellular component: SNARE complex; membrane; endomembrane system. The record is from RefSeq and is a predicted model, not a curated record. Gene Ontology annotation, biological process: intracellular protein transport; vesicle fusion. Lineage: Eukaryota; Fungi; Ascomycota; Saccharomycetes; Saccharomycetales; Saccharomycetaceae. Gene Ontology annotation, molecular function: SNAP receptor activity; SNARE binding; phosphatidylinositol binding.
AUGGCUAGUAAAGGUUACGCCAGAAUGCGAGUGCGGUAUCGAGUCCAUGUGGAUGAAGUUCAAGUACGUGGUGGAGUUGCAAAAUAUGGGCUUGUAGUGUCUGUUUGGGAUCAAGAUGGGCAAGAAGAGCUGAGGGAAACCACUGUUUGGAGGCGAUAUAGUGAGUUUCUGGCUCUAAAGAAAGAGCUAGAGAGCAGUUGUGGAUGUGAUAUACCUUAUGAGUUUCCACCUCGGACACUGUGGUUUGGUGGUGGUUCCAAGACCGGUGGUACGGAUAAGAAAGUUAUAGAAGAGAGGAAAGUGAAGCUGGCUGAUUUUAUGAGUGAAUUGCUCAAUGACUCCUUUGAUGUGAAAUGGAAACGGCACAAGUCCGUGAGUAACUUUCUCGGAAUGGAUAUAGCUCAGAUGGAGAACGUCAAGUCAACCAAAUCCAAACCUCCCCAGAAUGGGUGGAUGGACAUGUUCCAUGAGUACAAGAUGGAGUUUGAGGACUGCAAGAAGCAGGAGGGCGUUCAGAGGUCAAGGAAUGCGAUGUAUAUAAGGCUGAAGCUGAAUGAACUAGAACAGAUAUUAAACACUGAGGAAUUACCCGAGGAGGAGAGGGAUAGAAGGAGCAAAUUGUUAACAACAUUGAAGCAGGACCUGAAUGAGUUAACUAUUUCAAGAGAAGAUCCUAUAGUGCCAAGAGAGCAAGUAGUAAAGCCUUUACCGGGAAGGCGAAUGCUUGGUGAAACCAUCGAAACUGCGAAGUAUAAUAAUAGAGACUUGUUGCAAGUGCAAAAACAGAUGAAUAAAGAGCAGGAUCAAGAAUUGGAACAAUUACAUAAAAUCAUACAAAGACAAAAGCAACUCUCGAUGGAAAUGAACGAGGAACUAUCUCAACAGAAUGAACUCCUAGACUCCUUCCAAAACGAUGUGGACAGGACUGCGAUGAAGUUAAAACAAGCCAACAGAAGGGCUCGCGACUUCAACGAUAAAUAG